This is a messenger RNA of Lachancea mirantina, 348 nucleotides long. NCBI's taxonomy places the organism in Eukaryota, Fungi, Ascomycota, Saccharomycetes, Saccharomycetales, Saccharomycetaceae. The record is from the annotation of a GenBank genome assembly.
AUGGGUAAAUUUAGAUUUCCAAUCAAGGUCAAACUUCCUUCGACGUAUUUGAAUGCCAGAGUGAUUAGAGACAAUUUCAAAAGACAGCAGGCUGCGGAAAAUGAAGUUACUACGCGAGCUUUGAAAUACAUUGCUAGAAACACGACUCUACCACCGCGUGCACGGUUAGAGGCGCAACUUCAACUCAGCGUUAUGCCAAAUUAUACAAGAAUGACACAGGUGAAAAACAGAUGCACUGAAACGGGACACUCUAGAUUUGUGCUGAGCGAUUUCCGGCUUUGCAGAACUCAGUUUAGGGAAAAAGCCAGAAGUGGUGAUCUCCCAGGUGUCAAGAAGGGUGUGUGGUAA